AUGUAGAAAAUAGAGUAAGAGAAAUUUCAACAUUAAAUAAAAAUUCUAUUCCUUGGCGAUACUGAUACUGGAAAGACUACGCUCCUCUUAAAAUAUGUAACAGGAAAAUUUGACCCUUCAUAAACAACUAUUGGGGUGGAUUUCAAAUAUAAAUCUGUUGGGUAUUAGGGAAAAAUGAUUCGUAUAUAAAUUUGGGAUACUGCUGGUUAAGAGAGAUAUAGGUCUAUCAAUUAAACUUAAUUUAAGAAUGCUAACUGUUUUUUUUUCUUCUAUGACAUCACAAACUAAAAACCCUUUGAGGAAGUGCUUAGGUUGUUGAAUGAUGUCGAAUAAUUAGCAUCACCUGAUGUAAUAAAAAUACUGAUUGGAAAUAAAAUAGAUUUAAACAGUAAUAGAAAGGUAAGUUAUGAUAAAGGAAAAUAAUUCGCUUAAGAAAAUCGCCUUGAAUUCUUUGAAACCUCAGUUCUCCAGGACAGAAUUCUAGAAGAUCCAAUAAAUUAUGUUCUGGAGCAAUUUCUUAAGUAAAAGGAAUUGGAAUAAAAAUAAAAUAUUUAAAAGAAUCAAAUUAAUGUUGCCUUGUCAAAUUAAAUAGUACCGAUGUUAAAUAAAAAGACUAAGUAGUUUGAUCAGAUAUUAAAAAUUAUUUUGCUUGGAGAUAAUGGAAUUGGUAAGAGUUCACUCUAUUAGAAAUACUGUUUCUAAACUAUAAUUUCAACAACACCAACCAUUGGGGUUGACUGUUAUGAUAAAAUUGUUGAAUUUUAGGGAAAAAAGUUAAAGAUAAUUCUUUGGGAUACUUCAGGUUAAGAGGCAUUUAUGCCAAUCGUUUAACCACAUUGUAAUAAUGCUAACAGUGUUUUUUUCAUCUAUAAUAUCACAUCAAAGGAUACUUUUUAGGGAAUAAUUAAAUGGAUAAAUUUGGCCAAAAAAUCAGCAUCACGCAAUACAAUAAAUGUACUUAUUGGAAAUAAAAUCGAUUUAAACUCUAGUAGAUAAGUAAGUUCAACAGAAGGAUAAUAAUUGGCUUAAGAUCUAAAAUUGAAAUUCUAUGAAACGUCAGCUAGAUAUGACAAUCCUCUAGAAGAUCCAAUAAAUUAUGUUCUGGAGCAAUUUCUUAAGUUAAACGAAAAACAACAAAUUCAAAGUAAUCAAAAAACAGUACAAAUCGAAAAUAGAAAUUAAAGCCUAUCUUGUAAUUGCUGA
Paramecium tetraurelia is the source of this 1203-nucleotide messenger RNA. RefSeq lists its product as uncharacterized. Gene Ontology annotation, molecular function: GTP binding; GTPase activity. The record is from RefSeq and is a predicted model, not a curated record. The transcript has a single exon. Gene Ontology annotation, cellular component: endosome; Golgi apparatus. NCBI's taxonomy places the organism in Eukaryota, Ciliophora, Oligohymenophorea, Peniculida, Parameciidae.